Emiliania huxleyi CCMP1516 is the source of this 2007-nucleotide messenger RNA. RefSeq lists its product as hypothetical. The transcript is spliced from 5 exons. The coding region runs from base 1 to 2007 and encodes 668 amino acids. The record is from RefSeq and is a predicted model, not a curated record. NCBI's taxonomy places the organism in Eukaryota, Haptophyta, Isochrysidales, Noelaerhabdaceae.
AUGGGCGGCGACAACCUCACUGCCGUCCUCGCACUCGUCGUGCUCGUCGCCGCGAUGAUUGUCCCACUCGUCUUGCUCUUCAGACAGCAGAAGACGCAGGCCGGCGAGGAGGAGGCGCGCGCCGCGAGGCAGGCGGCGGCCGACGAGGCGGCCGCCAAGAAGCGGGCAGCCAAGACGGCCGAGAAGGAGCUCGGCGGCAACCGAAAGAAGAACAAGGGCCUGGCAAAGCUCAAGAAGGCGCACGCGGCGGGCGGCGACGCGGGCGGCGAUGCCGGGCCCGCAGCGGCGGACGACGACGACCACGCCGGUGGGACGCGACGCCAGCGUAAGGCCGAGCAGCGGGCCGAGCAGGAGGAGGAGAGGCAGCAGCGCGAGGCGCUGCGGGAGGACGGCGACGAGCGAGCGCAGACCAAGGAGACGGCGCGGCGGGCAAAGGAGGAGGCGGGCGCCGUGCCGCCGCCGCCGUAUCGAGGUGACGGCUGCGGCCUGGCGCGCACACAGGAGCGGCAGGAGCGGGAGCGGGAGCGGGAGGAGGAGCGGCGGAGGAAGAAGGAGGAGGCGGAGCAGAAGGCGAAGGAGGAGUACGACGCGUGGCGGGGCAUGUUCGAGGCGCGGCGGCGCGGCGGAGGCGGCGAGGCGAGAGCCCAGACCGCGACAGGUUGCUUGGCGGGCGCGGAGGAGGAGGAGGGGCUGCUGGUCCGCUUUGUGACCACGCUGCAGCGGCGCAAGGUGUCGACCCUCGAGCAGCUGAGCGCCGAGUUUGGCCUCAAGACGGCGGAACUAGAUGCGGAGGAGGAUCCUUGGACUCUGGAGCUGUGCUGCAGCCGUGUUCACUGCAUCCGUGGCCCUGGCAGCCACGCGAGGCGAAGGCAUGCCGUGCAGGGCCCCUUCUCCACACCCUUCACCGAGCCUGCACACACCAGGACGGCGGACCUCGUGGCGCGGCUGCGCUCGCUCGAGGCGAUGGGGUACGUGACGGGCGUGGUCGACGACCGCGGCAAGUUCAUCUUCAUCUCGCGCGACGAGCUGCAGGCAGUGAGCAGCUACAUCCGGCGAAAGGGGCGCGAGUCGAACCGGCUCAUCGACCUCAGCUCGCACGAGGCCGAGCCGGAGGCGGACGAGGAGGAGGAGGGAGUGACGACUCUCUCGCUGCCCGUCUGGGCGCGCUGCGCCGCCGACGCGCGCACCUGCACGAGCCUGAGCGCACGCCCCGAGCUCGGCGCCUCUGCGGGCCGCAGGGCGAGCCCCGGAGACUUUGGCGGCGCGAGGGGCGACGCCGCCACCCCUCCUCCGCCGGCUGGCUGCCGCCUCGCCCCCGAGCGGAUGCCGGCGUCGGUGUCGGGCGGAGGCAUCGCGGCGGGCGUGGUGGGCGCGAGCGGAGAGCCCGGCGCCGCGCCCUCCGACACCUCCUCCUCCUCGACCGCCGACACCUCCUCCGUGGGCGACGGUUCCGACGGCGACGGCCCCGACGGCGACGGCGCCUCGUCGUCGGCCGGGAUGGCGAUCCGCUGCGGAGGGCGGCGAAAGGCGGAGGAGGGCGUGCCAAAGGCGCGCGGCUGGCCCGCUAUCGGCGGCGGCGAGGUCGACGGAGACGCGAUCGGCGCCACGCUGCUCGCGCGACGAGCGCCACUGCCGAGGAGCGACGGCAUCGCCGCCCUGCCUUGCCUCGGCGUCGCGGCCACAGCGCGAAGGGCCAGGUUCGCGGCGACCGCGGCCUCGUCGCGGCGAGCGCCCGACGAGAUGACGGGCGAGAACUUUGGCGUCGCGGCACGGGGUGUCGGCGAGUUGGGGGUUGCGGGGCCGAGCGGCAUUCGGCGGCGGGCGCCAGACCAGAGGAUUGGCUUUGCCGCCGCCGAGCCGCCACGGACAGGCUGGCCGGAGGAGUCGCGGCGUGAAGCGGAGAACGGGAGCGACAGGCUGUCGCGGCGAGGCAUUGGCGAGCUCAACAUUGGGCUGGGGCUGGGGCGAGAGGCAGAGGCAGCCGGAGCCACCAUCAAUUCAAAGUAA